ACGACAUCUCAACCGUCACUAAAUCCACAAGGACGAAUCUGCAGUUCUUACAUACCCCAGCUCAGCCUUGCCCUAAGGAAGACGUUCAAGCCAAUCCGGGAGAGAAGAGGGUCUCCGAGGUGAGAUCCCGUUGUGGCACAGAUAAAAGUGGGGAGGCUGUCGUGCUUUCCUUGUCUUUCUUGCCUCACGUAAGACGGUUCUCUCUCGAUGGCGCCUUUAAUCGGCCUUAUCGGGCACGCCUCCCGGGGUCUCCUCUGGCUGCUCUUACUGAACGGACAUCUCGUCAACGCCGUCCCUGCGCAUGGAACGGAUGCUCUGGGAGCGGUAUCGAGUGAGAGUAAGACAUGUAGUGAGAUUGGGAUUGAGUUGCUCAGACGAGGGGGAAAUGCAGCUGAUGCGAUGGUUGGGACGACUCUUUGUGUGGGAGUUAUCGGCAUGCAACAUAGUGGGAUUGGAGGUGGUGGAUUCAUGCUCGUGAGGGAUUCCGAUGGGAAUUACGAAGCGAUAGACUUCCGAGAAACUGCUCCCGCUGCGGCGUCUGAAGAUAUGUAUAACGAUAAUAUAUACGGGAGUCUUCGUGGUGGCCUUGCGAGUGGUGUCCCGGGUGAUCUUCGAGGGCUCGAAUAUUUGCACAAGAAAUAUGGGAUACUUCCAUGGCGAGUCGUUUGUAAUCCAGCUGUUCACGUCGCUAGACAUGGGUUUCGAGUGACGGAAGAUCUCGUCCGGUAUAUGGAUGUAGGACAUCACCACGGUGCAUUCUUGGUCGAAGAUCCUCAGUGGGCUAUGGAUUUUGCACCAAACGGCACUUUGGUCGGCGUCGGUGACAUGAUGACGAGAAAACGAUACGCGAACACGCUCGACGAAAUCGCCAAGCAUGGAGCGGAAGCUUUCUACGAAGGAAACAUUGCAAAACAAACUAUCAACGCCGUCCAAUCAGCAGGUGGAAUCAUGACCCUUGACGACCUGAAGAACUACCAAAUCUCUAUCCGGGACCCCAUUAGCAUCAGAUACAAAGACUUCACUCUCCACUCUUGUAGUGCGCCAAGCGGUGGUUCGGUCGCUCUCAGCAUCCUCAAAAUCAUCGAGGGUUAUGAGAUGAGUAAUCCAGAACUGCGAAAUCUCAACUACCACCGCCUAAAUGAAGCGAUGCGCUUCUCGUACGCCGCUCGCUCUGAACUUGGAGACCCCGAUUUCUUCGGCUACAUGGCCGGAUUCGAGGCCCAGAUGUUGAGGGAGGCAACCGCAGAGCGCAUCAGACGCAGAAUUUCAGAUCAUCAUACUCAUAAUGUAUCUCAUUACAGUCCGGUCAAGUACUCGCUUCCUGAGAAUCAUGGAACAUCACACAUCGUCACAGCGGAUGCAUCUGGGAUGUCCAUUACUUCAACGUCAACCGUGAAUCUGUUGUGGGGGUCACUGCUCGUUGUGCCUGAGACUGGAGUAAUCAUGAACGACGAAAUGAAUGACUUCUCAAUCCCCGGCAUCCCCAACGAAUUCGGCUUCAUCCCCUCCCCAAUAAACUACAUCGCACCCUUCAAGCGUCCUCUCUCUUCUAUCAGCCCCAUAAUCGUCGAGCACUCCUCCAACCGUUCUCUCUAUGUAUCCAUCGGUGCCGCCGGCGGCUCUAUGAUCCCGACCUCAACAGUACAAUCCAUCUGGCAUGUCCUAGAACAUGGCAUGACUUUGCCCGAGGCAUUGAACGAGCCGAGAAUGCAUGAUCAGUUACUGCCGGCUAGUACGCUCUUUGAGGGGAGGUUUGAUAAAGAAAUUGUGGAAAGCUUGGGAGAGAGGGGUCAUAAUUUGACUUUCACUGGGAAUUAUAUGGCGAGUGUGCAAGGGGUGAGAAGGCUGUGGAAUGGGACCUUUGAAGCGGCAUCGGAGCCGAGACAGGUAAACAGUGGGGGGCUUGCAGUAUAAAUUCGUUGGUUUGUGCAUAGAAGCUUAUUCACCGAGCAGGGAGCGAAACCGGUACGGUGAGUGAAAUGGAAACAAGUAUUACAUAACACGAAAUUUUAGAUUUCUAAGUAUAAUUCCUAACAGCUAUUUG
Messenger RNA from Hyaloscypha bicolor E, 2044 nucleotides. RefSeq names its product gamma-glutamyltranspeptidase. Gene Ontology annotation, biological process: glutathione catabolic process. The transcript is spliced from 10 exons. The record is from RefSeq and is a predicted model, not a curated record. Gene Ontology annotation, cellular component: plasma membrane. The coding region runs from base 208 to 1914 and encodes 568 amino acids. Gene Ontology annotation, molecular function: glutathione gamma-glutamate hydrolase. NCBI's taxonomy places the organism in Eukaryota, Fungi, Ascomycota, Leotiomycetes, Helotiales, Hyaloscyphaceae.